CUCACCAGGCACCAGAGAAUGCGAUCAGUCCGGUUGUUGCGGUGCUUCACUCAUACCUUAUCGAGCCUACACAGUAGCCUGUGCAUGUAAUAAGUGAGUCUGUGUGUUCACACCAUGGAUGAUCUUUACAAGUAUCCUAUUUUCUUCGAGUGUCCCAGUCUGGACGGAGAGCAAAGGAAGAGGAUAGAGAAAUACUUCAAUAUUCGUCGCAAAUCAGGAGGUGGAGACUGCAGCCUGAUAACGGUCAUACACGAUGGAGUUCACAGCAUUGCUUUUAGAGAGCAAGAUGCUCAGCAAAGAGUCCUGCAGAGAUCAAAGCAUGUGUUGGAGUUAGCAGGAGGUCCUCUGGUGCUGACUGUGCGAGGCAGCCCAGGAUCUGCCACCUGCUCUCCCAUCACUACCUCAACUACAAACAAGACAGUUAGCCCAAAACUGGACAUCACUCCAUCACAGCAGAAACAGCAGUCCAUUGUUUCUUCUUCAAGCCUGCCAACAAGUGGUGAAGAGUACGAACUACAACUUAAUGCUUACCUCCUUCGUUACCUAAAGGAAUGUCCAAAGGCUGGGAGAAAACUAGAAGAAGAACUCGCCUCUGUUUCCUGCUCUGCUCAGCUUUACCCAGAGGAGGAGAAGGUUUUAGUUAGCCGUUUAGCUCAACCUGGUGCUGCAGAUGAUGUUAGCAACUGGAAAGCAGAGGUAGACAAACUCUUUGAUGGCUACCUGUGCCACUAUGAGUUAGACUCUCACAAGGUCAAAGCUUUGCUUCAGUCCUGCAGCUCUCCUCAGACCACAGAUGAAGUAAAGGUGUACAGCGAGGUUGGGAUGGCUGUUGUUGUUGGGGAACGUUCCCAGGUGAAUGCCAGAUUGGUGGAAGUAGGGGGCAUGCGUGUCAAACGAGGGUCAAGUUUGAGUGAGAAGCAAACCAGUGUUCGUCGACUGGGCGAGGCCAAGCUCCGUCUCCUCUGGAAAGAGAUUGAGCACAGUUUGGGACAGGAUUUUCCAGGAGUGAAGGUCACGCAGGGAGCUGCAGGUCAGUUAGUUUUGGAAGGUUCUGUAGAGGAGAUUCUUAAGGCUGGUGAAUGGAUCUCUGAUCAAGAGAGUUUGGUGUUAGAAAGGACAGUUCCUGACAUGAGCCCACAUUUUUUGGCCUUCUUGAGAAAGGCAUACGGAGGUCCAGGGGUGCUAGGUGACUUUUUAGGGGUUGGUGACAAGGUGGAAAUAGAAUUACGAGACACAGAGCUGCGGUUCUUCUCCCUCUCUGCUGAUAAACUGGAUCACACAGAAAAAAAACUGCAUAAAAUAUUCAACGAAGUCAAGAUUGACGUUCCAAACUGCUCUGCUGUGCCAUCUGAGCUUCGGGAAAAACUUAAGUCUAAGACAAAAGAGAUAAACCAACGCCAAUACAGGGCUCAGGUCGUGUUUGGCUCAGACAGCACAGUGUGCUUACUGGGCCACACCAAAGAGGUUGAAGAGCUGAGUGAAGUUGUCAUACAGUUUAUCUUGGACCAGUCAAGCAUAGAGGGCAAAGUCAUACUGCCUUACCCAGAGUUAGUACAACUCUUACCGGAAUUGCUGCAGCUGCAUACGUUUGACUAUUCAGGGAUUACCUGCCACCCUUUAACAUCUUCCUCUGGGCCCAUGGUGGUGCUGGAGGGUCCAUCCGGCAAAGUGACUGAGGUCAGGAAUAGGCUUGGUCCAUUGCUGAACUCCCUUGCUCAGGACAAAGUCACCAUUGACCUGCCAGGGGCAGUGAGGUAUUUUGAAAGUCCUUCUGGAAAAGAGAACAUUUUAAGUGUUGCUCAUUCUCAGAAGUGUCUUGUACAGCUUCAGGAACAACCUUAUGCUACUAGACAGAUUUUGGCAUCUGGUGCACAGUUAAUAAAAGGAGGCACAACGGUUGCUAGCUACAGCCUUCGUGAUGGGUUCCAGGUGCUGGUGUGUCAUGGUGACAUCACCAAACUGGAGGCUGAUGCUCUUGUGAACGCUGCUAAUGAAGAUCUGGACCAUGGUGGAGGUGUUGCUGCUGCACUGAGUAAAGCAGGUGGCCCUCAGGUGCAGAGGGAGAGCAGAGCUAUAAUAAAGCAGACUGGAAAGAUUCCUACAGGCGAUGUGGUAGUGACCACAGGGGGGAAUCUUAACUGCAAGAAACUGCUGCAUGCUGUUGGGCCUGUAGGUGGAAAAUCAGGUGGCAAAGAAAGGGUGUUGUUGGAGAAAACUGUCCAGUCUGCUCUGAAUUUAGCAGAGAUGAUGGAGUUCAGGUCUAUAGCCAUGCCUUGUAUCAGCUCAGGUGUGUUUGGUGUCCCUGUCAUUGUGUGCUCUGAGGCUAUUGUAACUGCUGUUAAGAAGUUUGGCAGUCAGGGGGAGAGAAGUCUGAGAAAAAUCAUCCUGAUUGAUAACAGGCAGGACGUGGUGAGGGCCAUGCAGGAAGCAUGUGACCGGUUUCUUCAAGGGAUGAGUACUGGAAACAGUGCACCAAGCAAUCUGGGUUCCCAGAUGGGUGCUGCUGCUCAAGACACAUCAAGAGGAGCAACUGCUGGAGCUCCUGAGUAUGGUGUCCAUGUAGCGAUCAUUCAGGGAACCAUCGAGACCCAGCAGGUGGAUAGCUUGGUAUCCCCUAUGGUUGGCCAUGAUCCUCUCUCGACUCGUGUUGGAAAUUAUUUGGCCAACAUGGUUGGACCUCAGAUGACUGCAAAGUUUCAUAAGGAAGCAGGAGGAGCAACCCUGCCUGGUGACACAGUCCUGGUGAAGGGCUUACCUGUACUUCAAUCUAAAGGAGUGUUCUUCCUCAACCUCCUCCCCUGGGAUAAUAACCAACAUGGAACUGCAGUGCAGGUUCUGAGACAGGGCAUCAGAAAAAUUCUGAAUUCCUGUCAGAUCAUAGGCUAUAGUUCAGUUGCUCUCCCUGUGCUUGGGACCGGCGCAGCCCUGCGUUUUCCUCACAGCGUGGCAUCCAGGGUUGCACUGGAGGAGGUCCAAGAAUUUGAAAAGAGCCGAGUUCACACAACAUCUUUCCUGGUCCGUAUUGUCAUCCACCCCAAUGACAAAGAAUCUAGCAAGGCCUUCCAGUCUGUCCAGGAAAGUUUGCAUCUCAGAGGAUUCACUAACGAUGCUAACCCAGACCAAGCUUCCUUUUACCGCCAUGUCUCCCUAACAAAUGAUGAGGUCACAGCUAUGCUGGGUGAAGUCAAGCUUCAGAUGGUCCGUGGUGACAUCGUUCAUGAGACCACUGACGCCAUCAUAAACACAACUGACUUCAGCAGCAACCAAUCUGGUGUGUCCAAAGCCAUCUUGACUGCAGCGGGGCCCACUGUCCAAGCAGAUCUAGCACGAGUGGGCCUUCCAGCAGACCUCAUGUGCACCACAGGACCGGGGCAGCUUGGCUGUAGGGAAAUCAUUCAUGCUAGUUUUAAGAGUGACCCUCAGAUUAUCCGGAACAAUUGCAAAAGGAUACUGAAGCAGUGUGAAAGCAAAGGCUACCACUCAGCAGCCUUCCCAGCCAUCAACACUGGUAUCGGUGGCAUGGACUCUGUCAAAGCUUGUAAAGCGAUGCUGGAUGGCAUGACUUCAGCAAUCACGGACUUGAAACCAAAUUCGCUCAAGCUCAUCCGCAUUGUCAUCAUCCAGCAACCUAUCUUCCAGGCUUUCAGAUCAGAGCUCGAGAACCGCUUUGGACAACCUGCCACUCGCCACCUCAGCCUCAGAGACAAAGCUAAACAAAAACUCAAGAAGUGGCACGACAAGCAUUCAAAAACUUCCACAGCUUCGGUACCUCAAGGCAAAACCCUCAUCUCCUCGAAGCCACCACCAGCCGUGAUUAAUCUGAUAGGUUGUGGUUCAGAUAGCAUCAGGACCUUCAAGAGAGACUUGGAGGGGAUCCUGCAGAAGCAGCUGGUAGAGAGAGAGCUGGAUGUGCGUGAUUUUUCCAGGCUUGAUGCCAUGGAGCUGGAGGCAGUGCAGGCAAAAGUCAAAGUCUUAGGAGUUAGCCUGGAGCACAGGAGACGUCAAAGUUCUGAGGGUGUGAGUGGCAACAGAGCAGGAAACACAGCUAGAGCUGAAGCUAGAGAUCGGUCGGGGUCAGGAAGAGACGUCUAUGUGCUGAGAGGCCUGAAAGAGGACGUGUUGAGUGUCAUUGAGCUUGUAAACAAAGCAAUUCAGAAAGCACUCUGCGAAGACCUCCAAGAUAAAGAAGAAGCAACGUUGGCUCUCAGUGUCCAGUGGUCGAUUCAGGAUGUGAAUAAAGCCUGGCACGAGCUGAGCCUUCAUGACAACUACAUCCUGGAAGAGGCUUACCAGAAGAAAGCAGUGUCCGUAGAGAUGACAGCACCAGAUGGCAUGAUGGUGACGGUAAACCUGAGGGCACAAGAAGCCACGAACCAGCUAUCAGGCAUCACGUACAAAGUGAAGAGGAGCGAGUCUGAAUCAACCCUGGAGUUGCCAACACAAUGGGAACCAAUGCACGGAGAAGUCUUUAAAAAGGUAGAGCUGCAACCUAACUCACCCGAGUACCAGGCCGUAGCCCAGGGUUUUGUCAAAACAGCUAAAUACAACAUUCAGAAAAUUGAGCGUGUGCAAAACGUCUACCUGUGGCAUGCCUAUACUGUGUGUAGGGAGCGUAUAUAUGCCAAGAAUGGUCCAGCAGAACUUGGGGAGAAGUCUCUUUACCAUGGCACAUCAGCAGAGGCAUGCAGCUGCAUUGAAAAGGACAGAUUUGACAGGAGCUACGCAGGAGCACAUGCUGCUGCGUAUGGAAAGGGAGUUUACUUUGCAGUCAAUGCAGAGUAUUCAGCAAGAGGGUUUUCACCAGCAGAUGCGUCAGGCCUGAAGCGGCUGUAUGUGGCUCGUGUCCUGACUGGCCGUUACACAGUCGGUAACUCUUCCAUGAAAGCCACCCCACGCCGAGGCUCAGACCCCACUGACUGCUUCGACAGUUUAGUAAACAACCAGCAACAGCCCACCAUAUUUGUGAUCUUCCACGAUGACCAGGCCUACCCAGAAUACCUGAUCACCUUUAAAUAAGUAAAACUGGAAAAAAACUCAUGGUUCAACACAGUCACCAGAAAAAAAUGUUGUAUGUUUCUGCAAACUACAGGUGUGUUACAUUUGUACAUUAUGAAGCAGAUAUGUUGUAACCAAGCAGCAACCUCUGGGCCUGAAAAAUAAAUCCAACAGGGGGAGUGCCAAAAACUGCAGUUCUCUGACUUGACUCUUUUGACUGGCUCCAGAAGCCAGUCAAUCCCCGUAGACCCCGACGUUAAAAUGCCCAGCAGAAAUAAACAUGUUUACAGCCUGGUACAAAGAACUGUUUUGUUCUCUAUAGCCAAUAUGUCCCUUCGUGACAACUGUACAGCGGGUGAAUUUGUAUAUAACCUACUUGUUAAGUUUUUAUCAGGCUUAAAGUUGCGCAUGAUUAAAGACGGGCCACUUUAGCCUUUCACCAAACACUUUCAGUAUGGUACCUUUGGAACUGAGAGUAACCCUUCAGACAUGGUACCUAGACCCUAACGUUCCCACUGUAAACAGUACCCUUAAAUGUGGGCCGUCUGAUCCACGUUUAUCGUCCUCAGAACAUUUUCAGAACAAAAUAAAACAGGCUGCAGUGAGAAUCUCUCUCCAUGGGAUAUCUAAAAAUAGCAGGUUUGUGCAAUAUAUCCUUCUCAGGCAAGCUCAGGGGUUAAGUGUUGCUGGAGCCCACAGGAACAACGCUCCACAACGCUUUUUUUCUCUCCGAGUAAGGAUUACAGUAAAUGCAGUUCACAUCUUCUGGUCAAAAUCAAUACAUAUAAAUGCUUCACAAUCUACUCAUUACUAAAAGUGUAUGUCAUAUAAAAACUAAAGUAAUGGUCAAAGGUGUCACAGUGAAAUUUAAGGUGUGUUGAUGGAUUGACGUCGUCAAAUCGUGUGUUGAGUAACAUUACAAGUGAACGUUCCACCUUAAAAUUGGCCAAGUGAAUCUUUUUCUCAGACUCCAGCUGCUGCUAGAGGCAGCAAAACAUCCUUUAUUUUAUAGUUGCAGUUUACUAAUACAUGUAAAGCACUCAACGGUGUGAACAGAGGUUACAUCAGCCUCAAAACCAGCCACUAGUGAUGGCUGAAUGAGGCCUCAUGAACCACUGUCUUUAUUUUCUGAAGCCACCAGAUGGCGCUGUCUGUUCAACAACGGUUUGAAAACACACUUUAUUGCAAGUCCCUCAGCCUUUAUCUUUAAACCAAGAGCGCCAUCUGGUGGGAUCAGAAAAUAAAGAAAGUGGUUCAUGAGGCUUCAUUUGGCCAUCACUACCAGCCACCACUCAGCCCUGAGCAGAGUGACUGUCUGCCAUUGACCAAUCAACAGACUGCAGUGUUCACAGCUCCACCUUUUAGUACCAGAUCUGUGUGCUAGGUACCCCAACAGAGGGGGGACCAAAAAUGGGGAUGUACGGAACAGUUCCAUUGGUACCAUCCACAACUUUUCACAGUGGAAACAGAAAAAAUGUGUACUGAACUGAACUGAACCGUACUGCUCGGUGGAAACGGGACUGUUGAGUGACAGGCUGUCUGCCAGUAGUGUCCUCAGCUUCUCAGUCAGAUCCACCCCUCGAUCCUCUGCAGGACCUGUCUCUCUCCCAGAUAUAGUCACUUCUGGCUCCAAAAAAACAAGAUGGUGAUGGCUAUAAUGCCAAACCAAGGCUUCAAAAUGGAGUCCACAAACCAAUGGGGGAUGUCACGGUAGCUAGUUUCUUUACGUUUCAACAACACUUUGGUUAACAUGUGGUUAGGUUCAGGCACAAAAACCACUUGGUUAUGUUGAGGAGUAUUUUGGCUUAAAAUACCCGGUUUUAGUGGCACAAUCCCUGUUGGAAACACAGCGAUAUCUUGAUAAAAAAGCAACCCCUUUAAUGGAACUAUCCCCAGUUCAAAUCAGCUCAUACACUACUACACAUUAGAAACAUUGAUAUUAUAUGUAUAAAGUGCUCAAAUGUAAUGUAUUCGUGGUUUGCAGAGACGCACAAUGCCAACAUUUUCAUCUGGCGACCAGGCUGACAAUGGUGUCACAGUGAUCCUGGUUAAAUAGUACAAAAAUAGUGAUACCUUAGAACUUGUGACUUUUACUUUCAGUUAAUGUUAGGUUGUUUUCUCGAGCUGACUGUGAGCAGUAUUCAUCUCUCAGCAGCACAGAAGAAGCACUUCUACACCAAAAACACAUUGGCAAUAUGUCACCUCUGCUGACCAGGCAUGUAAUUGACAGACUUGAACGAGGCAUGUGUAGUGAAUUACAACCACUGUACUGAACAGCCUUGUAUUGAAGGACAAAGCUGUUACAUUCCUUGAAAUGAAACUUGGAAAUUCUUAUUUUCCAGCUUACAUAAAUCUUAUGAUAUAAAAGCAGAAAUUAUAUUUCAUAGCCUCCAAAUGUGUAAUACAGUAUAAUGUGUUUAACAGUGAUGGCUAAAUGAGGGCCCAUGAACCACUGUCAUUAUUUUCUGAAGCCACCAGAUGGCGCUGUCUGUUCAACAAAGGUUCGAAAGCACACUUCAUUGCAAGUCCUUCAGCCUUUAUCUUUAAACCAAGAGGUGGGGUCAGAAAAUAAAGAAAGUGGUUCAUGAGGCUUCAUUUGGCCAUCACUAGUGUUUAAGUAAUGUAUCUCCUAUUUAGCAGUGUGCAAGUUGAGGGUUAUUGUAUUGUCAUUUAUUUUAUCUUGUUGAUUAAUACAGUAUUUAAGAAGCAUUUAUUUUUGGUAAAUAAAAAUGUAUAUGUUAAUAGAUGUUUCUAAAGGAGAGCAGGGGUGAAACCAUCUGAGCCUGGGUAACUGAUUUAACUAAAGUGGUGACACUUUAUUUGGGAAGUGCAUUUUUGAUACUAGACUUCCCUUGGUGAACAUAUUGCUAAAAAAAUCAACUUUGAGUGAGUUUCAAGUAAAAAGUAAAGAAUUUCUUUGACUGUACGAUGAAGUAACGGAUGAAUCCAAAUUAAAGAUAUUUUGGACAUUAUUAAAGUAGCAAGUUGCAAGAGAGUACUGGAGCAAAAGAAGGAGUGUCUGCAUUUUUGUAACAAUGCCAUUAAAUUGCAUAUUUAUGACAA
Messenger RNA from Epinephelus moara (kelp grouper), 8058 nucleotides. RefSeq names its product protein mono-ADP-ribosyltransferase PARP14-like. The record is from RefSeq and is a predicted model, not a curated record. The coding region runs from base 115 to 5016 and encodes 1633 amino acids. Gene Ontology annotation, biological process: negative regulation of gene expression. Gene Ontology annotation, cellular component: nucleus; cytoplasm. The transcript has 15 exons. Gene Ontology annotation, molecular function: transcription corepressor activity; NAD+ poly-ADP-ribosyltransferase activity. Lineage: Eukaryota; Metazoa; Chordata; Actinopteri; Perciformes; Serranidae.